GUAUUGUAUUACGUGGUCGCGUGCGUCGACGUGCGGUUUGGUCGGCGCUCCUAUCCACGCAACAGUUUUGUACACGCUCAAGCAAAGCUCAUCAAACUAAAAAUGUCGGCGUCUAUUUCCCCUACUGAUGUGCCUAGUCCCUACACGAUACCCCCUCCUUCAGUCCCGCCCCCGGAGGAGCCCAAUUCGUCGCUUCCUCCUAUUCCCCUUCUGCUCCUGGAUCACUCAAAGUCACUCUCUCCCGCAACGAAGCCCGAGUUCCUGUAUUGGCUGCGAAUGGCCAUUCUCUAUCACGGUAGCUUUUACCUUACGAAUACAGGCAUCCCGGAAGAGCUCACGGACCAGAUGGCCAAGUCCGCAGAGGAACUUUUUAACAUCGGUGAUGACGAAAAAGGAAAAUGUUCCGUAAAUCAUAGUUCUGGCUUCCUUGGUUGGUGCGGGAUCGUUGACGGAGAGUGUAGAGAGACAUGGGAGUUUGGGCCUGACUUGGAUGGUAAACAGGCUUCGUCAAACGCGCCCUUAUAUGCUCGUCUUCGCUACGCGCCCAAUCAGUAUCCUUCGGAGGCCGCUCUUCCAAACUUCAAGGGAAUGCUCAAAGGAUAUAACAAGUUUUUGACAGACUUGGCAUUUAUGUACAACGAAUUGAUUCUUGAAGCCCUUGGAGUGCCAACCGGAGCUUUUGAUGGGUACUUUGAUGAGGAAGCGAAGCUGGGUGGAAGGAUUAAGUUUUCCAGGUACUUCCGCGGUGAAGAUCCGAAGCAAUACGGUGAAGCCCCAUACCGCGAUGCGUGGCUCUCGUUCCUUAUGUUUGCAAAUGAUGUGCCAGGUGUCGAGAUGCUCUCGGAAAAACGCCAAACCCUGACUCUUCCCCCGCUUCCGUCCACCCUUCUUGUCCAAACCGGCACGGCUCUAUCCUUUGCGACCCAUCAUGCGGUCCUUUCUUUACCUCAUCGGGUACUACAGCCUCCACCCGACGCCCCCGACGCGUUGACAAUCCGAUACGCGAUGCAGCUUCGACCAAACUUGCCGUAUGACGAUAUUUUGAAGGGUAUUGAAGGGGCCGAGAACAUGAACGAGGAAGCAAAACGGGUUCGUGAUCAGAGAAGAGAAAGGAGGAAGCGCGGAUUUGAAGCCGUUAGAAAGGUCGUGGCGGGCAUUAGGGCUUUCAAAGGAACCGGCAAAGCAACUGAAUCUACGUCGAAGGAAGCAUCAAAGUUAGAAACUGUAGGAGAUGCAGAUUUGUAUCGUCGCAUCAAAUCGCGCCCCACGGUUGGCAAGAAGUGGUACCCAGAAAUAAGUGUUGAAUCCGUGCCUGCAUCAUCGUAGGCCGCCAGCAUCAACUACUUCACUUAUAACUUUGAUAUUACCAAUGUGGUUCAGUUCGUUCGUUGGAAGUUCGCUCUUUUGCCGUCUAUUGUUGUGCGCUGAUUUACCGUUCUUUUUCUCACACUGUCUUGGAUAUGUGUAAAAAUGGAAGUGGUGAUACAUGGAGCGAUUCUCAAAGGAUACUUAUAAAAAACCCCCUGUUAUUCAAUAACAAUAGAGUACAUUCCCUAGUUUGCUUCGAAAAUCAGAAGCGGGAUUGAUACGAUAGUGGGGGUUUCUCAUUGUCAAUCCAGCGCACUGCACUAAACAUAUUUACAUUAUCGUUUGCA
Spizellomyces punctatus DAOM BR117 is the source of this 1655-nucleotide messenger RNA. RefSeq lists its product as uncharacterized. The record is from RefSeq and is a predicted model, not a curated record. The transcript has 6 exons. NCBI's taxonomy places the organism in Eukaryota, Fungi, Chytridiomycota, Chytridiomycetes, Spizellomycetales, Spizellomycetaceae. The coding region runs from base 103 to 1326 and encodes 407 amino acids.